Daldinia childiae is the source of this 1848-nucleotide messenger RNA. RefSeq lists its product as uncharacterized. The coding region runs from base 1 to 1848 and encodes 615 amino acids. NCBI's taxonomy places the organism in Eukaryota, Fungi, Ascomycota, Sordariomycetes, Xylariales, Hypoxylaceae. The record is from RefSeq and is a predicted model, not a curated record. The transcript has a single exon.
AUGUGUCUUAGAAAAGUGCCCUCGUAUAUUGAGGAGCUCGAAGCCUGGGAGAGGAUGGAAGCCGAGCAGAGCGGGGGUAUUUCUACGCUUGACGGUAUCAACACUUCGACAGAGAUAUACAACUACCUAGAGUCAAUUGGAUCAAAUCAAGCUCUUGGAUGGAAACAUCUCCGGAUAGUAGUUCGAGCAGACGGUCUUAAUGCGGUAAAGCAAGGAGUUUCAGAGGGACUAUUCAGUGACGACUUCUCAGAAUUACUUAUUGAUCUAUGCAUCCGAUCUGGUGCAUUAUCUGAGGCCGAGGAGCUUAUCGCAGCUCUGGUUUAUCGCCAAUACUCUCAGCCAACUAUGGCAGACAGCUUCUUCACCGAGCUAGGAUGCUUUCGGCCUCUCUCGAUGUUAUGGACUUUUGCUAAUAAGCAUGGCCGUACUUCAUUUCUCCUUCGGCAGUAUUUGCUGUUGUUAUCUAAUGGCAGCCUCUCUCAAGAUUGGCUUGCGACGCAAGAGUUCGAGCGCAUAUGGGCAUUAGCUGCUCGGCACUUGUCCGUGGUGGAGGCGGCUGACGACGCCGUGGCUUUCAUGAACUAUUCCGUUUCGUUGUUGUGUCACCGGAGGCGAAUCCUUGCAAACGGAAAUGACACGACUCGCCUAGAAAAAAACAUUGCCAUGGCCAAUAAGCAGACACUAAUUAGUGCUUUAACAAUGCUAGCUGCAAUGAGUUCGUUAGGCGAAAUAGAACUUCAUACAGCAAGCGUUUCAGAAGUUGAGAUCGCAAAGAUAAGCUUCAUUGGCAAUAGGCUUAGAUAUAUCCUUAGAUCGUGUAUGGCUGGUCUAGAAUCGUCAAAGACCACGCGAUACGGCCUAGGAAAUGACUUGUUGCACUUGGCAUACUACAUCUCAUCGAGAGACGCUCGAGUCGAUAAUAAUAUCAGUUCUCAUCUCAAGUACAGCAUCGGACAAGCAUGGCGACAACAUACGGACCACAAUUCCGCAAGAAGCAACCGCACGAGACACCGUCUUACCGAUAUAGCCUCAUUUGUGUCAUCAGUAGCUCGCAGUUGUGGUCGAGGAAUGAACCUUGCGUCUCACAACUGUUUAGACAUGCUAUUUGGACAACUCGCGGGCCUCGAACUCGAUCAAGAAAUCCUGGAUAGCAUGAAGGCGAUAGCGGCUUUUUCUCUUGCGCAACAGACCAAUAACGUCAAAGACUUUAUCUAUGCGGAGAAGCUAGCCUGCAACCAACACUCGGCCGCAGGGGACGAUGCUCGUAUCCGACCUCUCUUCACGGGCUACCGGUGGGAGGAAACUAUAGGCGAGUGGGUUACAGUCAGCCCUAGACGUCUACCCCAGGCGAGAACAAGACAGCUUCGAUCGUCGUCAAGGUUAGAUGGAGAUCAUAUAGAAGACGGUACCGAGCAGAGAGCCACUCAGUCUGGGGUGGUCAUCUAUGGUGAAGCAGAUAGUGUUCCAGGCCCGGAAAUAGCAAAGGUGGAGAGCAAUAAUAAUGUACAGGCCCCCAAGCCCCCCAAGCCCCCCGGUCCCGAACGCGUCAACACCAAGAAACGUGCGCACUCUUGUUCUCAGGGCGACAAGCCACAAGCGGCUACGGAACCCCGUCGGAGCAAAAGCAUCGUCGCUCUAAAGUCCGUAAAAUUAGCCUACCCAACACUAGACGAUGAGCUCGGCUCCGAUAAGGAAAAUGGCGGUCAUUUCGUUCGCAAGAAACCAAGGAGGAGCAUCGACAAAAAGACCCUGCUUGGUACCAAGCUACGAUCUAGAUCCAGUCUCGCAAGUUCAGUAAGCUCCGGUAUUCCCGGGGACGAUUGUAGCGAGGAUGAGCUUUGCAUGUGA